AUGACGACGCCCGCGAUCUUGCCAACCGAGCUCAGAACGCACAUCUAUCGGCUUCAUAUCGACGCGCUUCAACGCAGCAGGCACGCCAACAUCACUGCCAACCUCUGGAGUCUAUCGCUGGUGGAGCGAGCGGCCCUGACCCUCGUGGUGAGAAGGCUUCUGCACUGUCCGGUGCUUGGAGGGGCCAAUCAAGUCAGAGCCUUUGCGCGAUGCAUCUCUCGUCAUCCACACACCAAGCAGCAGGCUCGAAUGAGCACGAAAAGGCUGCUGGUACGAGGAUUGCGUGCCAGAACCAGGACGCAUCUCUACGAUGCUGGUGACGUAGCAUCCGCGUUAUCACGGGACAGCGCUUUCGCACUCUUGGUCGCUUUGCCAAUGCUGCUGCAGCUGGAGAGCUUGGCCAUCGCCUUUCCUCCGCGACUCCUCUGCCCCGCCAAAACUCACAAAGAUGACUCGCGUUUCGUUUCGGUCCGCGCGCGACUUCAGGAGCUGGUGUGCGAAGGCAGCACCUUUGGAAGAGAUCCUCUGGGAACUCUAUUCUGCCCGCUGUCCACGACGAGCGAUCCCAAGCAAACAUCUCAUUGGCCUGCAUUGACGCAGCUGCAGCUUCACGGACCUCGGCUGCACCUCUCGCAAGAAGCGCUUCACAACAUCGCACUCUUGCCCAAACUCGAACAGCUGUGUCUCAGCAUCCCGCCUGGCCCAGGCUACCGCGCACGAAUGCCAGAGUUCCUCCAACCUCUGAUGGCUUCCGUGUCAUUGCGCCGGCUGCUGGUCAUCAGCCACAACUUGGAGCGCUACGUCGGACACCGAUCACGCGUGGAGCCCAUGCUCAGGCACCUCUUUCGACCCGCUCAUCUUGUCGAUGAUGCGCGAGCCCUCACCAUCACGCUGGUCACUGUCGACAUGCCCAAGCAGCACAAAGACAUGAACACCAGCCUCAUUGCUUCGUGGUUGUUCGCAAGGGCGGAAGCAGGAGCCCACUGGCACUUUGGUAGAUCGACAAGCUUGCCGCCAGGCGUCGAGCGAGACUUUUCCUUUGCGACCAUCGGCGCACAGCUAGCGAGAGCCUGCGAGGAAGUGGACGCGGCGUGGGGUGCAAAGACUUGCGUGGAGGAAUGGACCGUCGAGGGCCAGCAGCAUUCGCAGGACGUGUCCGAGAUGGGAGCACAGCCUUUGCUUCGCGCAGAUGUCGCUCCUGACCUCGCUGCUCUGUUGCUGCAAGACGAGGACAUUGGCAACGAGUGGAGCAGCGAUUCGGAAUCGAGCGAGUGA
Messenger RNA from Ceraceosorus bombacis, 1275 nucleotides. NCBI's taxonomy places the organism in Eukaryota, Fungi, Basidiomycota, Exobasidiomycetes, Ceraceosorales, Ceraceosoraceae. The record is from the annotation of a GenBank genome assembly.